Neodiprion fabricii is the source of this 2499-nucleotide messenger RNA. Its product is annotated as juvenile hormone esterase-like. Gene Ontology annotation, molecular function: hydrolase activity. The record is from RefSeq and is a predicted model, not a curated record. The coding region runs from base 274 to 2007 and encodes 577 amino acids. The transcript has 7 exons. Lineage: Eukaryota; Metazoa; Arthropoda; Insecta; Hymenoptera; Diprionidae.
ACUUAUCUUCUAAAGUGUUUCAAAAAGAUUCAUUACUUCUUGCCUUUUCCAUCACGGCCACUUCGAAUACAGUGUGAAUACAAGUUAGAUACGUGUGAAAAUCUGACCUCUGUCAUUUGGAUUAAAGAUUAGGAAAGAUAAUACUUUACUGUGGUAUAAUGAUUAAUUAUAGAUUUCACACUUAUCUUGUUGAUCGACGUCGCAUAUAAUCCGAACCAAAAAUAAGGGCAGUUGGAAAUUUACUCAACUGCGGGACAGCGAACAUUUUUCACGAUGGUGCUGCAAGUGACGGUGAAAUGUGUCCUCUUUACAAUCUUGUCAAGUUUAUUAUUUCUCGGUACAAGUUAUGGUGAGCCAGAAGUUACGAUUCUUCAGGGUAACCUGCUGGGCACGACUAUGACCACCAGAAACAAUCGAAACAUUUCCGCUUUCCUCGGGAUUCCGUAUGGCCAGCCACCGAUUGGAAAUCUCAGAUUCGCGAACCCCGUGGCAGCCGGAGUUUGGAACGGGACUCUAAAUGCCACUGCAGAUGGAAACGAAUGUCCCCAGGCAUUUGGUAGCACAUUGGGCAGCGAAGAUUGUCUGUACCUCAACGUUUACACGCCACAGCUUCCGGUGAACACAAGCACUCUGCUUCCAGUGAUGGUUUGGAUCCAUGGAGGAGCUUUUUUACACGGCAGUUCAAGCUCUGCCACUUUCUCGCCAGACUACCUUUUGGAUUCUGAUAUCGUGCUCGCUCUGCCAAACUAUCGGAUCGGGGCUUUAGGAUUUCUGAGUACUGGCAACGAGGUGGCGGCUGGAAAUUGGGGGCUAAAGGACCAGAUCCUGGCUCUCAAGUGGGUGCAAAACAACAUCGAAUACUUUGGCGGUGAUCCUGAUCAAGUCACACUUUUUGGACAAAGUGCUGGAAGCGCUUCCGUUCAUCUCUUGUCACUCUCGAAAGCGGCGGAAGGACUAUUCCACAGAUACAUAACACAGAGUGGAUCGGCUCUGUCGACUUGGGCCCAUUUGCCCAGUGCAGGAUACGCAAGCCGUGCUUUUCAGCUCGGUGGCUACGUUGGCUGUGACAACGACACCUCGAGUGCCUUGAUCGAGUGUUUGCGGACCGUUAAUGCCUCGGAUAUCGUCGCCUCAGCCUCACAAUUCUACGUGUGGGAGUCGGUCCCAGUUGUUGUGUGGGGCCCGACUGACGAGCCAGACAUCGAAGGCGCGGUGCUCACCGACAGUCCUACGAACUUGUUUGCGAAGGGUGAAUUCUGCGAUUUGCCUUGGAUGACAGGAAUCGUCCGAGACGAAGGGAUCUUGAUGACCGGAACGUUCUAUAGCGACGAUGAAAUGUUUUAUGACUUUUUGGAUAACUUCGAUCUUGUGCUGCCCGAGAUGUUGACCUGGAAUUAUCAGACAGACUCAGGAGCCGCUUGGGUCAAGGCUGUGAAGACGUUUUAUUUCAACGACGAUUUUACAACAAACUCAACUGAGCUGCUCACGAACCUAACUCGUCUUGUUGGCGACGCUAUCUUCAUCUAUCCAACCUUGGACGGACUCCAACAGCAGCUUCCUCUAGCUGUGAAUCCCCAGUACUUUUACUUGUUCAAUUAUCGAGGUACCUACAGCCUCGAUGCGGCAGUACCCGACGCCGUCGUGCACACCGACGAUGUCAUCUACCUCUUUCCACUGAGGUCGAUCCUGGGAGGUAAUAAUUUGACCGACACUGAUUUCGAAAUGGUGGACAACAUGGUGCAACUCUGGACAUCAUUCGCGAUCAAUGGGACACCAACGGUUUUGGCUUCUGAAGAAAACGUCACAUGGACUGAAUACUCGACGAUGGACAAUUAUCUACGAAUAGGCAACCAGUCUGAAGUUACGCUGUCGAUGGAGUACUCUCUUUUUAAAGAGCGCAUGGAGUUUUGGGCUAGUUUGGUUCAUGCCGAAGCAUCUACAGCUACCUUGACGAAUACCUCGACCGGGAUCUUGGUUCUUUUAUUUAUUUGCUCAAAGCUCAUAUAGGCGAGUUUGCGAUCGCUAGUGUAUAAAGCACUUCGUUUAUCAACGAUCAUGUUUAGUUACAAGUUCCUGGAACGUGUUUCAUUGUUGUAAGGAACAAGGUUGGCAUUAAGUUGAUGCUUCCAUUCGAUUUUAUCACGAAACAGUCAUGCAUUGAGUGUUUGUCAAAUCCUUACAUUCAUAACCUACGAGAAUCUCUUCAUACGUACUAAAUAUGCAAGUAUUUUCGAGCGGUAUGAAAUGAAGCAUUGAUAUCUGGUUGUGAAUGUCUCUACAUAAUUCCAGUAUCUAUUCAUUUUGUUUUUGUAACAAGACCUCAAUAGUUCACUGUUUGCUGAUACGUAUCUCGUAAAUGCUUGACGGAAGGCUAUCUCGUGAUACAAUUAAUGAAAAGUACCGAUUUCGGGCCACGUUGAAGGGUUUUUCAAUAUCUAGAAAAUUAGUAAAGUCAAAUUCUUAUGUGCCAUUCGUAAAAAUAUUCAUUCAAUAUCUCCA